AUGACGGGCACUGGCGCGAACAACAAUGAGGGCAGUAUAGCGGCGUUGGAUCGGUACAUUGCUCCCGGGCUGCGGCUCUGGAUGCUGAUCGCCCUGGUCUCCGGCAUAUUGCUCGUCAUGGGUCUGCUCCUUACUCACCUCUUUUCGUUGGUGAUUGUGUGUUGCUUCAUGCGAAUUCGAAUACCUCGAACGAAAAGGCAAAUCGAUCUUAUUGCAGCAAAGAGGAAAAUGCGAAAAUCAAAUCUGCCCUCAGCACAUUCGCAAGACGAACAGCGAGCUCAGCCAAUUGUGAUGAAUACAGUGAAGCAUUCAGGGCAUCAUCACAAGAGCAGCAGCAGCAGUAAUCGCCGGGAGUUUGAGGAGGAUACUGCCGAAUCGGUGCCCCUUGUUCACAAAACUUCAUCACACGCUACUACCACUGUCUAA
Molecule: messenger RNA, 426 nt
Organism: Gongylonema pulchrum
Lineage: Eukaryota; Metazoa; Nematoda; Chromadorea; Rhabditida; Gongylonematidae
Source: the annotation of a GenBank genome assembly